Messenger RNA from Oryza sativa Japonica Group (Japanese rice), 1133 nucleotides. The record is from RefSeq and is a predicted model, not a curated record. Lineage: Eukaryota; Viridiplantae; Streptophyta; Magnoliopsida; Poales; Poaceae.
UGCAACAACACACUGCAAGCAGCUGCAUGCCAUAGCCCCACAUCAAGCUCGACAAUGGCGUCCCUCUCCUCCGUCCUCGUCGGCUGCUUCCUCCUCGCAGCCGCCGUCUUCCUCCACCGCAACGGCGCCUCCACCACCACCACCACCACCCACCUCCACUUCUACAUGCACGACGCCUACACCGGCCCGGCUCCCACCGCCAUGCGCGUCGUCUCCGGCCGCUCCCUGCUCGACGGCGACAACGGCAACGGCAACGGCAACGGCGACGACGGCUCGCCGCCGCGGCAGUUCGGCGACAUCGUGGCGCUGAACAACGCGCUGACGGAGGGGCCAUCCGCCGGCAGCGCGCGCGUGGGCACGGCGCAGGGGUUCGCGGUGCGGGUGUCGGAGGGCGGCGUGUUGUCGGACCUGAGCCUGCACAUGGUGCUGGAGGCCGGCGAGCACCGCGGCAGCUCGGUGACGGCGAAGGGCCGCAUCGACAUGGACGCCGGCGAGCGCGAGUCGGUGGUGAUCGGCGGCACGGGGCGGUUCCGGCUCGCGCGCGGGUACAUGGUCACCAAGAACUACGACUACAGCCUCGCCACCGGUGGCAUCGUCGAGAUCGACCUCUACCUGAAGCACUAGCUAGAAGUAGCACGGAGCUAGCCAUGGACAGAAAACGCACGCGACCACUGCAUAUAUGCAUGUCUGGCCGCUGCAUCGUCUGUGCGACGAGUUGUGCAGCGGUGGAUUUAAGAAGAAAUAAAAAUUUGAUGGGUUUCAUAGGGCUCCUAUUGUCCUCGUAUUAGUACGUACCCCCUCCGUUUCGUAAGUCAUUUUAGUAUUACCCACAUUUAUAUUAAUGUUAAUGAAUUUAGAUACUAUCUAGAUUCAUUAACAUCAAUAUAAAUAUGAAAAGUGCUAGAAUGACUUACAUUGUGAAACGGAGAAAGUAGUAAAGGCUCAAGAUCCGGAUGCCCCUAUGAUAGAUUCACCCUAAAGUUGUGUGUAUAGUUUCCUUGUGGAAUGAAAAUCCAUCUCCUAUAUAUGCAUAUAGUUCAAAGUGUCGAGAAGUAGUAACUACACUACUAUAUAUUGUCCAGUUGAUGUAUUGUAUCGAGAAGAUUAAGUAACAUUAAUUAUAUAUUUAUUUA